GUUCUCAUGAUAUAAACAUUCAGUUUUGAAAAAAUGGAUGAAGAGGACGUUGUUCGUGUGGAUGGGAGGUUUGUUCCCUUGCACCAACUAUUAGACUUUAUUGAAGGCAAUGAUGAUGCGAUACCAAACACUGGAGUAGAUAUAACCUUACUACCACCAACAAAUGCAACAGCUGAUAUGACGGAUGAAGACUCUGGAGAGGAAGAUAAUGUUGAGAUAGACAAUGUCCCUCCAAGCCAAGUGAAUGCUCCUGCUUUGCUUGAAGUAGUAAAACAUACCUUUUGA
Homalodisca vitripennis (glassy-winged sharpshooter) is the source of this 285-nucleotide messenger RNA. RefSeq names its product piggyBac transposable element-derived protein 3-like. The coding region runs from base 34 to 285 and encodes 83 amino acids. The record is from RefSeq and is a predicted model, not a curated record. Lineage: Eukaryota; Metazoa; Arthropoda; Insecta; Hemiptera; Cicadellidae. The transcript has 2 exons.